Molecule: messenger RNA, 1997 nt
Organism: Nipponia nippon (crested ibis)
Lineage: Eukaryota; Metazoa; Chordata; Aves; Pelecaniformes; Threskiornithidae
Gene: CAMK2A
Product: calcium/calmodulin dependent protein kinase II alpha
Biological process (GO): protein phosphorylation
Molecular function (GO): ATP binding; calmodulin binding; calcium/calmodulin-dependent protein kinase activity
Source: RefSeq, a predicted model, not a curated record
UGACGAAGGCUUGUGAAGCUGAGAAGACAAAUUGCCCUCAUCAUUAUCUCUGGGCUUGUCAAUCAAACAUAUUCCCUUAUUUACCUCGGUGAGAAGAGAGCCCCGGGAGCACACGGAGAGGGAGGGAGGGAAAGGAGAGCUGCUUGCCCCAAACUCUGCACUGGGGAGGGAGCAUUUCCAGCCCCUCGGAAUGGCCACCAUCACCUGCAAUCGCUUCACCGAGGAGUACCAGCUCUUCGAGGAACUGGGCAAGGGCGCUUUCUCCAUUGUUCGGAGAUGCGUGAAGGUGUUGGCAGGACAAGAGUAUGCGGCCAAGAUCAUCAACACCAAGAAGCUGUCUGCUCGAGAUCACCAGAAGCUGGAACGAGAAGCCCGGAUCUGCCGCCUCCUGAAGCACCCCAACAUCGUGAGGCUCCACGACAGCAUCUCCGAAGAGGGCCACCACUACCUGAUAUUUGACCUGGUCACCGGUGGGGAGCUGUUUGAGGACAUUGUGGCCAGGGAAUACUACAGCGAAGCGGAUGCCAGCCACUGCAUCCAGCAGAUCCUGGAGGCCGUCCUGCACUGCCACCAGAUGGGGGUGGUCCACCGGGACCUGAAGCCUGAGAACCUGCUGCUGGCAUCCAAGCUGAAGGGUGCCGCUGUCAAGCUGGCUGACUUCGGCCUUGCCAUCGAGGUGGAGGGGGACCAGCAAGCAUGGUUUGGUUUUGCUGGCACCCCGGGAUACCUCUCCCCUGAGGUGCUCCGGAAGGACCCCUAUGGCAAAGCCGUGGACCUGUGGGCUUGCGGUGUCAUCCUCUACAUCCUACUGGUCGGGUACCCGCCCUUUUGGGAUGAAGACCAGCACCGUCUCUACCAGCAGAUCAAGGCUGGGGCUUAUGAUUUCCCCUCCCCUGAGUGGGACACAGUCACUCCCGAAGCAAAAGAUCUCAUCAACAAGAUGUUGACCAUAAACCCAUCCAAGCGCAUCACGGCAGCGGAGGCUCUGAAGCACCCCUGGAUAUCGCACCGUGCCACCGUGGCGUCAUGCAUGCACAGACAGGAGACGGUGGAUUGUCUGAAGAAGUUCAAUGCCCGGAGGAAGCUGAAGGGAGCCAUCCUCACCACCAUGCUGGCCACCAGGAACUUCUCCGGAGGCAAAAGCGGUGGCAACAAGAAGAAUGACGGCGUGAAGAAAAGAAAGUCCAGUUCCAGCGUUCAGUUAAUGGAAUCGUCGGAGAGCACCAACACCACCAUCGAGGACGAAGACACCAAAGUACGAAAGCAAGAAAUCAUUAAAGUCACAGAGCAGCUGAUAGAAGCAAUAAGCAAUGGCGACUUUGAGUCCUACACGAAGAUGUGUGACCCUGGGAUGACUGCCUUUGAACCCGAGGCUCUGGGCAACCUCGUGGAAGGCCUGGAUUUCCACCGAUUCUACUUUGAAAACCUGUGGUCCCGGAACAGCAAGCCCGUGCACACGACGAUCCUGAACCCUCACAUCCAUCUGAUGGGAGAUGAAUCUGCCUGCAUCGCCUACAUCCGCAUCACACAGUACGUGGACGCGGGAGGGAUCCCCCGCACCGCCCAGUCUGAAGAGACUCGCAUCUGGCACCGCCGGGAUGGCAAAUGGCAAAUCGUCCACUUCCACAGAUCCGGCGCACCCUCCGUCCUACCGCAGUAAGCCCUCUGAAGCGCGGUCCUGCCCGUGUGGGGUUUGUCACUGACUGACUACCAAGGGGAGACCUCCUCCGACAUCUUCACCUACGGGACUUUGGCUGUUGGCUCUGCUGCUUGGUUCCCGCUGGAAUAACCCCUCGCUUCUCACCGCACACACUCAACGGCCCUGCCGGCGCCGUGCAAGCAUCCCAUCAAACCCCCCACCCCACCGGGGCCGUGGCACUGGGCCCCCUUCCUCUGCAUGAAUGAAGAAAAGAGAAACCAUGAACCUAAACCCGAGCAUCUGGCCAGUGAGAUGAUGUGUGCCGGGGUAAACGCCUCCCUCCUCGGCUGCAUGGAGU